CUAUGGCAACAACUUUGUCAAUAUUGGCGGCAGUCGGGAAUCGGGAUAAAAGUCAAUAAACAGAGGAUAUUCCUAACUUUCUAAACUAUUUUAUAAAAAAUGGGUGACAAAAUUGAAUUACAUUCAUAUCGCAUACGCGGAAAUAUAAGUGACUCUGAAGAAUAUCAUGAAAUUAACGAGAGUGCAGUUUAUUCCGAAAAUCUUAUGCAAACAGUCCCACAAAGUCCAAAAACACAAACAUUUUUUUUUACAAAGCAAAUAAAGAAAAAUAAAAGGAAGAGAGUGAACAAAGAGAGAACAGAUCAAUCGAGUAACAUACUGAAAAUCGUAACUAAAAAAAUAGAUAGCGAAUCCUCGCCAAUAGUUAAGAACGUUAUUAAUGUAAUAAAACCAAACAGUGAACCAAGUUAUUUACAAAGCGAAUGUAGACUAGAUAAAAUAUUACAAUAUAAACCACACAUCUUUGACGUAGAGCACGGCGAUCGCCAGAGAAGCCUUAAACUGCAUCCAAAUUUUCCAAAUGGCGAAAAAACCUCAGAGACGAGGGACACUUAUAUAUUUACCAAUUAUGUUGAGCCCCGCUUUUUUAAAGAUUUUUUUUCUGGGAGGUCAAUAACUAAUUUAAAUGUAACGCAAAAGUUUUUGGAUAUUUCAAUCAAUGGACUUAAUUUUACAUAUCACCAUAGUUAUUCAUUAGAGAAAAUACUAUCUAUAAAAUUAGAAGAGUACUAUAUGGACUAUCUUGAGAUUGAAAAACAUAUAAUACAUAUAUUAAGAGGGAUAGAUGUAAAUAGGCAGACACGAGAAAAUCUUAAAGCGAAGUUCACUGCAAUUAGUACUAAGAAAAAUGAUAGUAUACGGUUUGAUGCAACUAUUCUAAAAUAUACAGCAGCUUUUCUAGAUUUUAAAGAAAAAUAUUAUUAUAAAUUGAACGAAAAGAGAAAGUUGCUUUGUAAUAUUUUAUCACUGUGGUCAGAUAUAAAAAGUACAAGGCAUAAGUUGGGCGUCAUUAACACUCCUAUUAUAUUAGAGGUAGAAAAACUUUACGUAAGCGUAGACACUCUCGCCGAACACUGGAAGGAAGUAUUUCAGAAGGAAUAUACAGAUUUUCUUAUUGAAUUAGAAUAUGAUUACGUAAACAAAUAUUUAGAGUACAAACAAUUUAAAAGUGAUGAGAAUUAUGACAAAAACAAACUUGUUAAACCAAAACUUCAAAUUGAUCCAGAGCGAAUAAAACAUGAUGUCGAAAAACGUGUCGGUUUCUUAGUAAGCCCCGAAGAUGUGUCUGUUAGACUUAAAUUUGAUGAAACAAUACAAAAAGUAAAGCCAAACACAGAAAUUCAGAGCGAAGAAAAAUAUAUUUACUUGAAAGUAUUCAUUGAUGAUGUGUUUGUAUGUGAAUCUGAACGUUUGGAAGUGAAAGAUAUUUCCGCAAUCAAUUAUAAUGAUUCUUUUACAUUGCAAAUAUUAGACAAUAAUAAAACACUCACUUUUAUUCUAUGUGAAGGAAGUAAAGAUAUUUCAGCUCUUACAAUGGAGUUGGACGAAAUUCGCAGAAAAUAUUUGAAUUCAGUACUUAUCAAUAAACAUUUUGUGUGUUACAACAAAAUUAAGCCCACGUCAUUAUUCAUCGGUAAUGGAUAUACGAUAAAAGACAUUGCAGCCAUUAAUGAUGUGAUGCUAAAGAGUAACAAUUUAUUUCAAGGGAAAUUAUUAACAUCAUGUGAAAUCAAACUGAGUUUUUCCUGGAAUGACACCUUCAAUGCAAAUGAAAAACCAAAUAUUUCAUUAAAAUAUUGUUUAGAUGUCAAAAAACAGAUUCAAAGAAUUCUUCAUGGCCUAGAUAAACCAAAUUUAAGCACCUUAUUGGAUAUUUUAAAUUAUGUUUAUGAAUUUGAAAUCGAUGACGAAAAUAUUAUUAAUAGUUUAAAAGAUAUGUGUAAAUAUAAAACCAAACAAGUCAAGUUUGAUUUUAUUAAUAACGAAAAUCGCACUCGUUUUAAGUUAUUGAAAUUGAGAAAUCAUGGACGUUUAGUUAAUGUUAUUGACAAAAUUAUUCCCUUAUUUGAUUCUCAAAUAACGACAGAACGAUUAAGCACAAUGGAAAGUGAAGAUAAAGAAUUCAACGUUGAAUAUUUUGAAAGUCAACGUGCUAAUAUGGAUCCAAUAGAUUUAGAAAGAUACGUGGGCAUAAAAUUCAUAGAAAAAUUAAAUAAACAAAUCUUGACAGAUUUGAACGAUAGGCUUCUGAGGAAGACUCAUAAAGACGUUGUCAAUGAUUAUCAAGAUCUUAGUUUGAGGAGUAUAUUUUCAAUUAAAUCAAAUACGUCGUUGGCAACAUCAUCUGUAGCUAAACAAUCACGUGAAUCAGAACUAGCUAAGGAGCAAGAAAUAUACAUAACAGUUUUGCGGGCUUUUAAUUUAUUAGAUCGUUCCGACACGGAACAAGAAGAAAUCGACGAGAGCAUAGCUGGUUACAAAUUCCGCCCCCUAAGACCGUUUGUGAGAUUAAAUUACAACAACGAAUCAGUACAAACGUGCACAGCAGUUGGAAAUAAUCCCACUUGGAAUUAUACUGCAAAAAUUAAAACUAAGCUCGAGCCACUCUCCUCGAUAUACAUAAACGUAUACGAUGAACAUACGGUUAAUAUUAGCCAAGAGCUAGAUCAAUCAUUUCGUUUCAGGCGUUACAAUAAAUGGCUGGGCACCCUUGCCAUCCCGAUUAGCACAGUUUUAAAUUUAGGUUCGCUCCGUGGAACAUUCAAAAUUACAACAGCACCCAUUAUUUUUGGCUACGAAAGCGCUCCGAAGGCAUCCACAUCAGUAAUACCAGAAAUAAUUCGACUUAUGAAGAAAGACACUGCUUUCCUCACUCUUCGGAUUACAACAAGUCUUUGCAAUUUGGGCGGGCUUCGAUUUUAUAACCAGCCUUGCGAUAACGAUGGCCACAUUUUGCGGCAUUUAAAUAAUUUCGUAACAGAAUAUCUCAAUGAAUUUCCAGCAAGAAAUCUGUCUCUCACUUUUAUAGACAGUACUGGGAGACAUAAAUGUGUAACUGAGUUCCUUCAGCCUCUGCCCCUUCCAGAGAUUAAUUUAAGCGAUACAAAAUCAAUGGGACCUUCUUCAAGGAGUUCUCCGAAGACUAACAUAAAUGCUUUCGAACUAACCGAUAUCUCGCAAAUGGUGAAUUUAGCUAUUCGCUACGUAUCGUUAAUACCUACCUAUGAAGUUAUUCAAACUCAUGUUGUUACUCUACGUGGGAUCGUAAGUUAA
Molecule: messenger RNA, 3273 nt
Organism: Pieris napi
Lineage: Eukaryota; Metazoa; Arthropoda; Insecta; Lepidoptera; Pieridae
Gene: Cc2d2a
Product: protein CC2D2B-like
Exons: 6
Coding region: 100-3273 (1057 amino acids)
Biological process (GO): non-motile cilium assembly; protein localization to ciliary transition zone
Cellular component (GO): ciliary transition zone
Source: RefSeq, a predicted model, not a curated record